Alosa alosa (allis shad) is the source of this 1492-nucleotide messenger RNA. It is a transcript of the gene derl2, whose product is annotated as derlin 2. Gene Ontology annotation, molecular function: misfolded protein binding; ubiquitin-specific protease binding. The record is from RefSeq and is a predicted model, not a curated record. Gene Ontology annotation, biological process: endoplasmic reticulum unfolded protein response. The coding region runs from base 36 to 755 and encodes 239 amino acids. Gene Ontology annotation, cellular component: Hrd1p ubiquitin ligase ERAD-L complex; endoplasmic reticulum membrane. NCBI's taxonomy places the organism in Eukaryota, Metazoa, Chordata, Actinopteri, Clupeiformes, Clupeidae. The transcript is spliced from 7 exons.
AAUGCCGGAAGCACCUGUGUGGUGGUCCAAAGAAGAUGGCUUACCAGACAUUCCAGCAGGAAUAUUUACAGAUUCCUGUGGUAACCAGGGCAUACACCACUGCCUGUGUACUUACAACAGCUGCUGUGCAACUAGAACUCAUCACACCUUUCCAACUCUAUUUCAAUCCUGAUUUGAUUUUAAGGAAUUAUCAAGUAUGGCGACUUAUAACCAACUUCCUGUUUUUUGGUCCAGUUGGUUUCAACUUCUUAUUCAACAUGAUAUUCUUAUACCGAUAUUGUCGUAUGCUGGAGGAGGGUUCGUUCAGAGGCAGAACAGCUGAUUUUGUCUUCAUGUUCCUCUUUGGCGGCCUUCUCAUGACUAUAUUUGGCACAUUUGUGAGUUUGGUGUUCCUAGGCCAGGCGUUCACCAUCAUGUUGGUGUACGUGUGGAGCAGGCGCAACCCCAACGUGCGCAUGAACUUCUUUGGUCUGCUAAACUUCCAGGCCCCCUUCCUGCCAUGGGUGCUAAUGGGCUUCUCUCUGCUGCUUGGAAACUCCAUCAUUGUGGAUCUCUUAGGUAUUGCUGUGGGACAUGUCUAUUUUUUCCUUGAGGAUAUAUUCCCCAAUCAACCAGGUGGCAGCAGAUGGUUGAAGACCCCCACCAUUCUCAAGAUGCUAUUCGACACUCCAGAGGAGGACGCCAACUACAACCCACUUCCAGAGGAGAGGCCUGGAGGUUUUGCUUGGGGUCAAGGCCAACGUCUUGGAGGCUAGCUUGAGCUCCUUUUGCCACUAUUUUUUCUCCUUUUUUUGCCUCUGGACAUUGAUGCUGAGUGCAGUGGGAGAUCAGAAACAAAAAUGUGUUCUCCCCCCCCCCCUCCCCCAAAUCGUUUCUCAUGUACUGUACAAUGAACAGAAACUCACUGAGGUCAGGGGAGAGACUCUUGGUUUGUCGGCGUCUGCAACCUCCUUUUCCCUGAAACUUUCUGAGCCUGACUGACUCAAAGCAGGAGAAGGGUCACAGCGACAGGAUGUUGCUUUUUAAAGUAAUCCUGCAUUGGCUACAGGUUUUUUCUUGUUUUGGUUUGUCUCGAUGUGCAACAGUCAGUUGGCAUUCAACUGCAAAAGGAAAAAUCUGGAUAAGUUCAUAUCAGAAUAUUGUCAUUUUACUAAAAAAACAAAACAAAAAAUAAAUGUGUAUAAAGUGUGCAUUUAGCCCUGCAUCCUCUCUUACCUUUUUUUAAAUGUUCUUUUACAAGAUCACACUUUUUCACUCAUCACUGAGACUUGGAGAGUGCAGUGCAGAAAUCAUUUUGGAAAUAAUACCUUCUGUUGCUGUUUGUUUUUGGAUGUGCUUGCUGUAGUUGCAGACGUGUGAUGAGCCCUUGCGUUUUUUAUCUGCUUUGGGGAAGUGUGAUGAUGCCUGUGUUUCUGACUGAUUUCAAUUGCCUUUGUUGAAGUGAAGGAGUUGAUAUAACAAGUAAAGGGUGUAUGCCAAAUGUUUUACUUUA